GAAACAAACUCAUCAUGCACAGUAUGGAGAAUUUUGGAGUUUGGCUGUUGUGACAAGCUUAUCGCAUUGCGGGUUCUUUGGCAGGUUUGACGUUUUUCUUUGCGCUCUUCUUUCUUUUUUUCCACUGUCUAUGCCGAACACCGCUUUUCGACGUUUUGCACGUCGUUCUUCUGUAAAAGAUACGUUUGAUCUGCUGUCGGGCAUGCACGAUGAUAGCCACGAUGCAGACAGUCAUGUGUUUCAAGAUCCUAUUAUUCCCAGACGACGUCGACCGUUGGCUCAACCCGUCAAAGUGACGUACUUGCAAGCCAAGAGAGAAAAGCGAAAACGAACGUUGGAAGAACAGAGAGCCGCCAGUGACAGUAGUAGUGAACAGGAAGGCUCGGACAAGAACCGAAAAGACGACGAUGACGACGACGACUUUCAAUCUUCAUCGCGUCUUCGACGCCACCGAACAUCCGCCAAUGCGACUCCAUCCAAACGAUCCAAACGUAGUACGCGUGCCAAGAAUGAGACUAUCGCUUCACCACCUUCUCCCGUACCCAAGCUCAAUUUACCUCGGAAAUCGGCCCGCAUGUCCACAUCCCUUGCCGAGAAACAAGAACAAAAGAAGGAACUUGAGCGCAAACGAGAAGCUUUGGAGAAAACCGGAUUUUCCUCCAAACAGGCUACUCACGCUAAUGGAAGAAAUCAAGGUACAUUUAUCAAGCCGAACAGCUGCAUUUCCACCAAAUCGCGUAUAUAUAGGGUGGCGAUGUGGGAGGAAAGGGAUGUGGUAAAAACUUAUCGUUUUUUUUUGUGCCAAUGCUAGGGUUUGUGUGUCCUUUCUGUCACGAAGAACUUGGGCUACCACUGCCUUAUAAAGUGGAUCGAGCGCUGAAUCUGAUCAAAGCCAAAGACCGAGAAUUUGCUAAUCAAUCUGCGAUUGCAGCGGGGGAAUCGGUCAACAACGCUUCGUUCCGUGCACGCCAUAUCCAAUACAAAAGACCCGUGGAUGAUCGAGAAGAAGAGAGGUUUUGUCGAUUGCAUCGGAUCGAGUUGAAGAUAAAGCCACAGGGUCGACGGAAAGGUUACCCACUGCAUAUCGCCUUUGAAGAUUUGGAAGAACGUAUCCAAGGAUUCCGUCAAGAGCUCAUGGAUGUCAUCGCAGGUCGAGUCCACAGCUCUUAUCGCGAAACCGCCCUCAAAGCUUACAAAGACCUUGGCACCAAUAAAGCACGCAGUGUCAUGGGUGUCAUGGCAAGAUUUGAAACGACCUUGGUAAGUUUUUGGCGCCCAUGUUCCGGUGCUGCGCCACACA
Molecule: messenger RNA, 1300 nt
Organism: Radiomyces spectabilis
Lineage: Eukaryota; Fungi; Mucoromycota; Mucoromycetes; Mucorales; Radiomycetaceae
Exons: 1
Coding region: 131-811 (226 amino acids)
Source: RefSeq, a predicted model, not a curated record